AUGGCCGGGGUGGAGCAGCCAUGCUACACUUUGAUAAAUUUUCCAACGGACACAGAGCCCUACAAUGAGAUGCAGCUUAAGAUAGACCUGGAAAAAGGUGAUGUUAAAAAGAAAAUAGAAGCACUAAAGAAGACAAUAGGUAUUAUACUGUCUGGGGAGAAAAUUCCUGGCCUUCUGAUGAUAAUUAUCAGAUUUGUGCUGCCUUUGCAGGACCAUACAAUUAAAAAGUUGCUAUUAAUCUUCUGGGAGAUUGUCCCUAAGACCACACCAGAUGGAAAACUUUUGCAGGAGAUGAUUCUUGUGUGUGAUGCUUACAGAAAGGAUCUUCAACACCCAAAUGAGUUUAUCAGAGGAUCCACACUUCGUUUCCUGUGCAAACUGAAGGAACCUGAGCUCUUGGAGCCUUUGAUGCCCGCCAUCAGAACCUGUCUUGAGCACAAACACUCAUAUGUUCGAAGAAAUGCUGUUCUAGCCAUCUUUACUAUCUAUAGGAACUUUGAGUUUCUUAUCCCUGAUGCCCCAGAACUGAUUGCCAACUUCCUAGAAUCAGAGCAGGACAUGUCCUGCAAACGUAAUGCGUUCCUGAUGCUGCUUCACGCGGACCAGGAGAGGGCAUUGUCCUAUCUUUCUUCACGACUUGACAGUGUUCAUGGUUUUGGGGACAUUCUUCAACUGGUUAUAGUGGAAUUGAUUUAUAAGGUUUGCCACGCGAAUCCGGGCGAGCGGUCGCGUUUUAUUCGCACCGUGUACGGUCUACUGAACGCUCCAAGCGCUGCAGUUCGAUACGAAGCAGCAGGUACUCUCGUCACUUUGUCCAACGCGCCGGCUGCGCUCAAGGCAGCAGCUGCAUGCUACAUUGAACUUAUAGUGAAGGAGAGUGAUAACAAUGUGAAGUUAAUCGUGGUGGGUAAGCUGAGCGCACUGCGCGAAGCGGGCGGGGACGCGGCUGCGCGUGCACUGCCCGAUCUCGCCAUGGACGUUCUGCGCGUGCUGGCCGCUUCGGAUCUGGAUGUUCGUCGUCACACAUUGCAGUUAGCACUGGAAUUGGCUAGUCCCCGUCACGCAGAAGAGCUUGUAGGAGUGCUGCGCAAGGAGGCUGCGCGGGCGCAUAGUGCGGAUCAUGACGACGCGAGCAAGUACCGCCAGCUGUUAGUUAAGGCGCUACAUCGGGCAGCUGUUAAGUUCCCAGAAGUGGCGGGCAGCGUCGCCCCUGCGAUGCUGGAGAUGCUGGGAGACGGAAGUGAAGCGGCAGCACACGACGUUAUGCUGUUCUUACGUCACGCGCUCCACAACUUCCCUGACCUGACCGACAGCACCUACUCUAAACUGCUAGAAUCCGUGAGCAAUAUUCGCGUGGGAAAAAUCGCUCGCUCAGCCCUGUGGCUCGUAGCGGAGUUUGCGGAUACGCCCUCUCGAGCGAAAGCAGCUUUGGACACCCUAGCUGGACUAUUGCCUUCGGCCAACUCUGCUGACAGCCAGAAGCCUGAAGAGACCACAGCGACUGCAGCUGAAGCCCCCCGGCAACUCGUCACGAGUGAUGGAACGUACGCCACGCAAUCCGCAUUUAAUUUGCCUCAGGCUCCAGCAGCAGCUGCGUCGAAAAACGGUCUGACAUCAGCACUACGCGAGGGUGAAAGCUUCACAGCGGCGUGCGCAUGCUCAGCGCUCUGUAAACUUGCUUUGCGUCUACAAGAACCGGCGCAAUCCGUUCGCGCGUUACACUUGGCCGCACAACUACUCGCCUUUCACAAGCUUGAUCCGAACGAAACCGGUGGGCUAACAUCAGAUGAUAUAGAACACGCAGCGAUGUGUGUUCGCGCUGGUGCUGAAAAGCCUCAAGUGAUUAAGCAAGCUCUGCUCGAUUCCUCUCGGCGCGCCUUGGCUGCCCUGCUCGCACUUCCCGAUAGAGCACAACCUUCCCUGAUGCCUGAUGCCGAGCAAGAGAAAGAGAAAAAGAGCGAACGUAAGGUGGAGAUUGAGCAGGGCAUCUCGUUUGCAAUGCUCGCGGGUGCAGCGGCGCCCCAGCAACACGACAUGUUUGAGGUGGCGCUAAGUAAAGCUGUUCAAGGCCGUGCUACUAGCAGCAGUGUGCUAUCGGGCGGUUCUCUCUCUCGUGUUCGUCAACUCACCGGCUUCUCAGACCCGGUGUAUGCGGAAGCGAUUGUUGCCGUCAACCAGUACGACAUCGUUUUGGAUGUCCUUGUCGUUAAUCAGACAGAUGACACACUACAGAAUUGCACAGUGGAAUUGGCCACUUUAGGUGAAUUGAGGCUUGUGGAGCGCCCCGCGCCCCUUGUUUUAGCUCCAAGGGACUUCGCGACCAUUCGUGCCCACGUCAAAGUUGCCUCCACCGAGAACGGCAUCAUUUUUGGAAAUAUCGUUUAUGAGGUGAGUGGUGCCUCUUUGGACCGCGGCGUGGUUGUCCUAAACGACAUCCAUAUCGACAUAGUGGACUACAUCCACCCAGCUGGGUGCUCUGACGCGGACUUCCGGCGCAUGUGGGCGGAGUUCGAAUGGGAGAACAAGGUGUCUGUAAACACGACUAUCACCGACUUGAAAGAAUAUUUGGACCAUUUGCUGGCCUCUACAAAUAUGAAGUGUCUCACGCCAGAUAAGGCAUUAUCUGGUCAGUGCGGUUUUAUGGCCGCGAAUUUGUACGCGAGGUCGAUAUUCGGUGAAGACGCCCUCGCCAACCUCUCCAUUGAAAGUCCUCUGCACAGACCCAACGCACCGGUGGUCGGACACGUGCGCAUACGCGCCAAGAGCCAGGGUAUGGCCCUUAGUCUCGGAGACAAGAUCAACCUAAUGCAGAAGACACCACUCCACAAGCAGAAGGAGAGCGCACUUCCAGCUGCUUGA
Molecule: messenger RNA, 2859 nt
Organism: Leptosia nina
Lineage: Eukaryota; Metazoa; Arthropoda; Insecta; Lepidoptera; Pieridae
Source: the annotation of a GenBank genome assembly